This is a messenger RNA of Chara braunii, 3819 nucleotides long. NCBI's taxonomy places the organism in Eukaryota, Viridiplantae, Streptophyta, Charophyceae, Charales, Characeae. The record is from the annotation of a GenBank genome assembly.
GUCGAGGUGUGACGAGAAGUUGGGGACGGCCGUGCUCACUUGCACGCUUGCGCCCCAUCUGCUAUGGUCCAUGUGUACGGAGCUGGACGGAGAUAACUGCUUUUACCCAUCCCCGAGCCUCUAUCUCAAGAUUGACGUCACCGAUCCCACAAUGUGGGACCCCUUCAUCCGACGAGGGAACGCAAUAGAAGCCAAUUACGAAGAAGAAGAAGAAGAAGAAGAAGAAGAAGAAGAAGGAAAUGAGUCAGAGGAAGAAGAAUCGGACACUAAUCAGGACGAUCUCGACUACAUUGGGUCAGAGGAGGAGGAAGAGGGAAGCGAAUCGGAGGAACCGAGCAUCCAUCCCCCGCGAAGCAGAGCAAAGGAGGAACCUGAAGCUCAGCGAAGGCGAGAGAAAGCGGAGGGCAAGCRGUCGGUCGAGGAAUCUGAAAGGCCGCCACCACAGCUGCUGCUGGGCGAUCCAUCGCUGAAUCURGAGCCGCCGCACGAAGAAUCCCAUGGAGCCGCAACGGAGGGAUCAGGAAGCCGACGCUGCAGAAAAAGCCUGGCUAACUACUAUAGGAAGUUCGUGAGGAACUUUUCGACUGUCACUGCUCCCCUUUGCCAGUUGCUAAAGAAAGAAGCAAUCUGGCAAUGGGACAAAGACUGUACAUCCGAGCUCAAGAAGUUAAAGCGCGCGUUGAUAGAGUAUCCUGUCCUCAAAGUAGCAGAUCCGUCCUUGCCAUUUGUCGUCACCACGGACGCGAGUCAGUAUGGUAUAGGCGUCGUGUUACUGCAAGACGACAGCAAUGGCCACAGACCCGUAGAGUUCAUGUCAGCAAGGAUGCCCUCCGAGAAGGUGGCUAUUUCGACAUACGAGAGAGAACUCUAUGCUCUCAGGCAGACCUUAGAGCACUGGAAGCAUUACCUGCUUGGGAGGCACUUCAAAGUGUAUUCAGACCACAAGACUCUUAGGUGGCUGAAGACACAGGCCAAAAUGACACCUAAGUUGACUAGGUGGGCCGCUGAGAUAGACCGGUAUCACAUGAGGUCCACCAUAGCCAUGGCCACCCUUCUUCCUCGUCCUUCCGAGGCCGAGGCUAUGGCAGACUACCAGGGCAUCGCCCUGCUGUGCAAAGCAGCUAUGACUGCUCUAGCUCAGGCCGCCAUGCCUGACUCUGUCUCGAAGCUUCUUGGUGUAGCUCUACCCCAACUGGGGCCUUCCUGCUGCAGCGCCCACCAAGGUGAUGAAGAUGGCAACCACCAUGGCCAGGUGGAAGGCCGGGAUGUCUCUGAGAUUGGGCCAGGCUUAUGUGUUCUGGUUGGUAUGCAUGAGGACGACACCGAAGCUGAUGCAGAAUACAUGUGUCAGAAGAUAUUGAAUAUGCGUGUGUUCACUGAUGAAAGGCGUGGAAGGUCAUGGGACCAGACUGUUAUGCAGAAGAACUACGAAGUUCUCCUAGGCGCGGUUGCCACCAACUUUACUAAUUGCCUAGGCAGGGACUUCAUUGGAAACAUUGACUGGUUCACUCUAAUGAAGGACAUUGUCAGUCUUGAGGCUGUAGACCUCGUCACCACAGCAGGUAGCAAAAAGCCCAUGGGCAGCCGGCGGUUCAAAGGCAACAACCGUUUUGUUGUGCAUGACCUGCUGGAGGCCGAAGAAGAAGCCGAUGCAGAUGACCCCACUCUUGGUGACGACCAGGAACAUGACUCUGAUACAGCUUGUGGGUGCAACGUCUUCUCCAAGAUCGAUCUCAAGUCUGGCUACCACCAGAUUGAAGUCGAUCUUGCGGACCAGCACAAAACUGUGUUCAAAACAUGCGAUGGGCUUUACGAGUUUACCGUAAUGCCCUUCGGUCUCACGAAUGCACCGGCCACCUUCCAAAGCCUCAUGGACAAAGCCCUUCGCGAACAGAUUGGCCGGUUCGUGGUGGUCUACCUCGAUGACAUACUAAUCUUCAGCAAGUCCAUGGAGGAACACCUCAAGCACCUUGAGGAAGUACUGACCAUCCUCAAGAAGACGCAACUUCAUCUCAACUUAGAGAAAUCUGAGUUUGGGAAGGAUAGUGUCAUCUAUCUUGGGCACCGGUUGUCUGUUGCAGGCCUAGAGCCUGAGGCAACCAAGGUGGAGGCCAUACGCAACUGGCCUAAGCCCGUGAAUGUUCGCGAGCUGCGCUCUUUUCUUGGUCUCGCGUCAUACUAUCGGAAGUUUGUACCCCGCUUCUGCAUUGUUGCGCGUCCAUUGUCGCGACUGACAAGUAAGAAUGUUCCCUAUUCUUGGGAUACCGCGUGCACGAACGCCUUUCAAGCUUUGAAAGACGCCUUAGUAAGUCACCCAGUACUCCGCAUUGCAGAUCCCAAACUGACAUUCGUAAUUACUACAGAUGCAAGUCAGUAUGGAAUCGGUGCAGUGUUGCAGCAAGAUGACGGCUAUGGCUUGCGGCCGCUCGAAUUCUACAGCAAAUGCAUGCCCAGCGUAAAGACCUACUAUAGUACCGCUCCUGUCGAACCAAAGAUCUUCUCCACUUCAUGUUCGGGAGAAGUUGCGAAGGUGUGGGUAUUGUCUGAGUCCAAUGUUGUUGGCUUCGAAGACGUGGUUAGCCAGUUCACUCUUUAUGGUUUUCUCAAGGGUCACCGACCAGAUUUUCACUAUGCUAUGCACCCACAGAAAGCAAGGAACUUCUAUGAGACCUUUGUAGAGACAGUGGGAAAUGCUUACAACCACUUAAUGGUGAAAGAUGGAAUAUUUGGAGCCAUGAUGCAGGUUCACCUUGUGAACGAUGGACCAGUGACAAUGUUGCUGGACUCAAGGAAAGGGCCUGAAGAGAUUGAUGAGGAUUGGGACACGCCCACUGAGAUAACAACAAAGAAACUUGAGAACGCCACAACAGGGAUGGCUGUGAAUCAACCGUACAGGAGAUCGUGGCAGGGAGGUUAUCGCGAGCAAGGAAACUAUCGGGGGAGAGACGAUCGUUUCGAGAAGAUGUGGGGUUUUAUCAGUAAAGAGAUGGAGGAGAAAAAACGUACAGCUAAAGAGAAGGAGAGGAAGUUAAAGGAGGAUGAAGAAAAGAAGAGGUUGCAGGAGCAAGAAGCGAAGAAGCUGAAGGAGCAGGAGGAGAAGAUCGAAGUUCAGACAAAUUUGGGGAAGCUGAUUAAAGGUUCUAUGACUGAAGUUUGCGAGUCCAUUUUGGGAAAGAAAAUUACAUCCACGGACAAUGUUUGUGCAGAAGCGAAUGCAGAGUUGCGACGAGAGGCAAUUGCUGCAGGAAUAAGGCCUGUAGGAGAGAAAGUCACAGAGACGGAAAAUGAAAGGUUGAGAAGGGAGAAUGAAGAGAUGAAGAUUGCCAUGCGCAUGAGCUUGGCUGAUAAAGAGAUCGAGUCAUUGAAAUUGGAGAACUCGACACUUUCGAGGGAUUUGCUUGCUCUGAAGGAAGAAGUCAGUAAUCUGAGGAAAGGGUGUGGUAAGAGGAGUUCGGUGGUCAUUACUAAGAAGAGUCCGCCUACUGAGCCGACUCGGGUAAGAUUGAGGAUGAACGAUAGGGAGCUCACUCCAGGUGACGUGGCCAAGAUGGCCGAUGCUUGUAAACGCUUACGAGAUGAGAAGGAUUAUGGUGAGAGAGAGGUCGCCGCUUUGAAGGAACGGAUCAAUCGAUUGAAGAUACGUACGUCGUGUGCAAUCUACGAACCUUCGGAAGAAGAUGGCAGGUCUUGUGGUUGAGCAUGAAGAAGAGACGGGGAGUGUAGCCAAGCAAAGGUGAGAUUCGAGAAACGGGCUGACGAGACGAGACCGAUGUUCACGAAGAGAGUGUUCACCGAAUUAAGUAAACUGCGCAAGAAUGA